UUUGCAGUCAGCUAUGCGGGAGGACGAUAUAAGGACCCCAAAGAAUAAGAUGCACCGGAAAGUUUGAGUGUAAUGUAAACGUUGGAAUUGCCGAAGAAAAUUACAGGUUUUAGACUAUUUCAGGCCCACCAGAGCGGGUAGAAUGAACAACGUGUCACCUGAGGUGGCCCUGCACCGGAUCUCACCUGAGCUGCGACCCUUGCUGUGCAGCCUGGUGAGGAACGGCCGCGUGGGGCUGGACGCCACCAACUGUCUGCGGGUCACGGACCUCAAGACCGGGUGCACAUCUCUGACUGCUGGUCCUUGCUGUGAUCGCUUCAAACUUCACAUCCCCUUUGCUGGACAAACCCUCAAAUGGGACAUCAUUUUCAACGCCCGGUAUCCAGCUCUGCCUCCUGACUUCAUUUUUGGAGAAGACACUGAGUUUCUGCCCGAGCCCUCUGAGCUUCCUCACUUGGUACAGUGGGAUGCUGGGAACCCAGAGAGUUUACUCCAACUGGUGAAGGAGCUCAUCCAGCAGUACCACCUCUACCAGUGCCAGCGUCUGCGGGAGAGCUCCAGGUUGCUUUUCGAGUACGACAGCCUGCUAGAAGAUCCAAGCUACAGCCGCAACAUGGAAAUCUACGCUGGGCUCAAGAACAGCUGGACUGGAGAGUUUUCGGCCCGUUUUCUCCUGAAACUGCCCGUGGACUUCAGCAACAUCCCUGUUUAUCUCCUUAAGGACACAGCAUUGGACCCAGGAGAGGAUGUGGCCCUUCUUUCUGUGAGCUUUGAAGAUGCUGAAGCCACCCAGGUCUUCCCUAAACUGUACCUCUCCCCCAGCAUUGAGCAUGCUCUGGGAGGCUCUUCAGCACUUCAUAUUCCAGCAUUUCCCAGUGGAGGAUGCCUAAUUGAUUAUGUCCCUCAAGUGUGCCAAUUACUCACCAACAAGGUGCAGUAUGUGAUUCAAGGCUACCACAAGAGGAGGGAGUACAUCGCCGCCUUUCUCAGCCACUUUGGGAUGGGCGUGGUGGAGUACGAUGCUGAGGGAUUCACUAAGCUCACCCUUCUCCUCAUGUGGAAAGAUUUCUGCUUUCUGGUGCACGUGGAUCUGCCGCUGUACUUCCCCAGGGACCAGCCCACCCUCACCUUCCAGUCUGUCUACCACUUCACCAGCAGCGGUCAGCUGUACUCCCAGGUGCAGACGUCGUACCCCUACAGCCCGCGGUGGGACGGCAACGAGAUGGCCAAGAGGGCAAAGGUCCACUUCAAGAACUUCAUUCCCCAGUUCCAGGAGGGAGCCUUUGCUAACGGGAAGCUGUAGUUCCCUGUGGCUGGGCGCCUGGAGGCCGGCCACAGGGUUUGUGCACGGCCCACUCUGGCUUUAUCUGAGAGACUUGGUCAGAAAAACAGGCAAUAACCUGCCUCCACUUUAGCAAAGAUGCCCACAAAUGCAGACUUUUCUUUUUUCCUCACUGGAUUUUUAAUGUUUUUUCUUUUUUGCAUCCUUUCUUUUCUUGAACUGUCUGCAGACGUGUUACUGUACAAACAGACGGGUUUAGUCACAAAGGGUUUCUAGCUCAACAUAUUUCCUGUAUUCUUGUUUUUCCUUAAUGUGAAAAAGUCUUUUGGAGAAGCUCUGUGAAGAAAAGCCGACUAGUGUGGCUGUUCCACUUUAAGAUCUGCAGUCAUUUGUGGGUUUGCAUAACAAAUCAAUAUUCAUAUGGUUGUUUUUGUUUGAUUCAUAUUUAAGAAACAUUGUUGCUAUAAAAAUAUUAGUAGGUUUAUUUAAAGGGGUGGAGCAGAUUAAAAAAGGGGGUGUGGCACAAACCUCCCAGUUCUAACACAGCAGACAUGGACGCAACAUACAGAUGUGAAGCAGCAGCAGACCGCCAUGUCAAGUGUUCAUCACUGAAUCACAGGAAACAUGUUCAGCAGAAUUUAGUUCAAAAUGACAUUUAUUUGCUCGAUGGGUCAUUAAAACAUCUCCUGUUCCUGAAA
Molecule: messenger RNA, 1980 nt
Organism: Oryzias latipes (Japanese medaka)
Lineage: Eukaryota; Metazoa; Chordata; Actinopteri; Beloniformes; Adrianichthyidae
Gene: babam2
Product: BRISC and BRCA1 A complex member 2
Biological process (GO): double-strand break repair
Cellular component (GO): BRISC complex; BRCA1-A complex
Source: RefSeq, a predicted model, not a curated record